Messenger RNA from Meleagris gallopavo (turkey), 2932 nucleotides. RefSeq lists its product as uncharacterized. NCBI's taxonomy places the organism in Eukaryota, Metazoa, Chordata, Aves, Galliformes, Phasianidae. The record is from RefSeq and is a predicted model, not a curated record.
AAUCCAGUGCACCUGAGUGACCAGAAAGGAUGGAGCCAGGAUCCACCUCUUCCCAGCCCUCAUUUAUGGGUUGGCUGAAGCCUUCGGAAGAUAAGCAGCCUUUUUUCCUUUAUUUCUGUGCUCAGAGCUGUUGCAUCUGAGCAAGCCCUCACUUGGUGGGGUCUGGGACCUUGCUGCUUUGCUGCCAUUUCUCUGCUUUCCAUUGCACUACAGCAUUACUGCCACAUCCAACAUCCCACAGUGCCCAUCCUCACCCCAUAUCUAACGUCUCUCAUCCUAUAGCCCAGAUCCAAUUACCCAAUAUGCAUACCUACAUCCCACGUGGCAGAUCCCAUAUCCAGCAUCUCUUAUCCCAUACCCAUAUCCACUAUCCAACCCUGAGCAGCCAAUGCCUCAAUUAUCCCAUAUCUCAAUUACCCCAUGCCCUGAUUACUCAGCUACCCUCAGCCCUACUACCCAUCGCCCUAUUGCAGCACACCCCAUACCUCAAGUACCCCAUAUGGCUUUUUCAAACCCCAAACACUGCACAUCAGAUUUCUCCAUAUCCCUCUGUCCCCUUCCCCUGGGGAAUGCUCUGCCCCACUCUCAGGGACUCCCUGCAGCCCCCAGCUCUGCCUCCCUCCCCAAGGACGUGGGGGUGGAACAGCCCCGCUCCCCCCCACAGUUUCCCCAGACAGGGCACAGAUCAGCCCUAUGGGAUGAGCCAAUGCCAUCCAGACCUGCUGUCCUUGGGAAGGACACUGACCUCCCCCUCCUCCCCCACAGCCCCCCCUGCUGCUGCCCUUGAACCAAUCACAUGAUUUCCUGGGAAAAUACCAUCAUCUGAGAAACAAAACUAAGAGAAUUUGGGUUCAGCUCACAGCUUUUCUGGGUGAGAACCCUCCCAGCCCAUUGCAAUGAGCAAUGGCUGCACAGGACAGCAUGUUGGACUACAGUGAGGACUGCCACCCUAAACCCAGACUCUCACCACCAUGGUGGAUAUCACCAACUCGUUGAGAUGCUCAAGAAGUGGGAUGACUGCAGGAGUCAACUGGAUACCAUGCAGAAGUUCGUCGUGGAGUUGGGGCAGCAGAUCUCCCAGCUGCAGCAGCAUAAGGAGAAGCAGGAGGCUGUGGUCAAGCAACUGCAAGAGGACAACAGGGUGCUCCAGGAGGAGGGGGCACAGCAGAAGGAGCAAUUGGAUGAGGUGCAGAGGCGCAGGAGCAGCUUCCAGGAGCAGAUCCAGGAGCAGAUCCACAGGCUGUCAGCACAGAUCUGGGACAUACGGAGCAGCAGUUCCAGUGGGAGCACAGCGAUGCCCUCUGGUUCAGCCAUGGCCCUGAGCCUCCUCGUGACGCUUCUCACUGCAAAGUGGCUGCACUGAGCACAGCGACACGGACCCGGGUGGCCCCUGUCAGUGUGGGGCCACGGGGAAACCAGGAGGAGAUGGGGCAAGGCACGUUCAGGGAACAGCGGUGCCACACGGUUCGGUGGUUCUAAACCAAUUUCCAAUAAAACUUCAUGCAAAUCCAAAGCGUUUUGCUGCUCCAGUGUCCUUUGGGGUGGCGGAUGGCACAGCCCCGCAGCCUGGCUUCGUCCAGGGGCUGAGCAUCCUCCCACGCACAGCACAAACCACACCACCCUGGGCUGUGACCGGAGAGAAACCACCGCCUGGAGCAACCGAGCACAUUGUGUGGCUCUGUCCCACGUCCCCAGCAUGGACCCUGCAGUGCCCAGAGCCACGCUGAAGGCAAUGGGGCUGUGCACGCUGCUGGUGCUGCUGGUGGCGGCGGUGACAGCGGCGGUGGCGGUGCUGCUGUGGCGCUCAGAGGCGCUGGGGAAGCUGCGGGGCUGCCAGGAGCGGGCGGCCAACGAGAGCCGUGUGCUGGAACUGCGGGUGGCACAGCUGGAGAUGGAGCUCGACCGACUGCAGCACGUGGCUGAUGAGAGACAGAGGGAGGAGGAUGCGCUGCGCCGGGAGCUCAGCCGAGUGCGCAAGGAUGGAGAGAAGCUCAACUCCAGCCUGCGGUCCUGCCGGGUGCAGGCGGCCAGGCUGGAAGCCAACAUCACAGCUCUGCAGGAUGAGGCGCAGGGGCUGCGGCGUGACAGGGCUGAGCUGUCCCGCAGGAACACAGCACAGCAAGAGGAGCUGGCUCAGGGUGCAGAGCGGGCGCUGGGGCUGCAGCAGAGGCUGGAGGAGAUGGCGGAGCAGCGGAGAGCCCUGAGGGCACGCGGGGAGCGAUGCGAGGAGCGGCAGCGGGAGCUCGAGGCCACGCUGAAGGACCGUGCAGCUGAGCUGGAUGCGCUGCGGCGGCGGUUGGGGCCCCGCACGGCACGGCGCAGGUGCUCCCCUUCCCGGAAGAGCUGAAGCCCCAUAGCACCCUCCUGUCCAGCCCUUCUUUGCCAGCAUGGACACCACGCACAGGAUGGCACCAGCCCUACAGCAGCAGAAACCAGGGCUGCCCAUUGCUCCCAGUCCCACCAGCACUAAAACCAGCAGCAGUUCAUCCCCUCUGAACUCAGCAGAGUCGGCACAGCACCAAUGACCCUCCUCACAUCCCCUCGUGUCCCCCCUCCCACAACACACUGAGCAGCUGCGGGUGCUGCCUGCUUGCUGGGACCAAAUGAUGGUGACCAGUCCUUGCUCUGAGGCCAGCCAGAGCCAUUCGUUAAUCAUUAAUUCUGUUCAUCAACUGAUUAAACAGGAAUGGUGCUCCAUGAAGUUCAACCCCCUUCUGCUCAACGUGCCCCGGUAAUUUGGCCAGCUCAGUGCUUAGGGAGCACUGUGCAGGUUACCAACACUGGGCUCUGCGGGUCAUGGGGCUGAGCCACUUGAGGGAGGGGGGGUGAUGGGAGGGAUGAGUGGCUGCCACUGAUUCCCAGCUCUUCCCUGUUCCUUUGAUCCACACGAAAGACAGUUUCCAGGAAAGUUGCUGCCGAUUUUCCUGCCGCU